Poeciliopsis prolifica (blackstripe livebearer) is the source of this 1901-nucleotide messenger RNA. RefSeq names its product zinc finger protein 436-like. The coding region runs from base 308 to 1690 and encodes 460 amino acids. Gene Ontology annotation, molecular function: DNA-binding transcription factor activity, RNA polymerase II-specific; RNA polymerase II transcription regulatory region sequence-specific DNA binding. Gene Ontology annotation, biological process: regulation of transcription by RNA polymerase II. NCBI's taxonomy places the organism in Eukaryota, Metazoa, Chordata, Actinopteri, Cyprinodontiformes, Poeciliidae. The transcript has 2 exons. Gene Ontology annotation, cellular component: nucleus. The record is from RefSeq and is a predicted model, not a curated record.
UAAUAAUAAUAAUAAUAAUAAUAAUAAUAAGUUGUUAUUGGGUCUUUACUGUUCAUUCACUUAGAAUUGAACGUACCAGCGUUCCGAUGUGCUAUGAACUUAUUACCGGUGUACGCUUGACAAUAAACCAUUCGUACCCUCCGACGAAACUCCGCCCAUCCGACUGUCAACCGAAACAGAUACCGCUAGCUAAUUUAGCUCAAUGCAGCUGCUAGAAAAAAUGCCGCUUCCUACUUUAACGUUGCUUAUUUGAAACAUUUCUCGAGAGGUCGCUUACGAGUCAGCGAAAACGAAACGUUCCCCCGGGAUGUGCUCAGUUGCUGGAUGUAAUUCGUCGCGUCGCAGUGCGCAGCUAUUUAAAUUACCGGAAGAUCCGGAGGAGAGACUGGAAUGGGUCAUGUUUAUAGCUGAAGUCAACAAGCAGUGCUUUAAGGAGUCGUCGUGGACUGAUAUCUCUGUUUGUAGCGAACACUUUCCAGACGACUGUCUUGUCACUGUGGAUGACAGAGUCCAGCUGAAGCCUAGCGCUGUUCCCUCAUUGUGUUUGAAUAUGGGAGCUGAGGAGAGCUCUGAGUGGGAGGCUCCAACAGAAGAUGCAACCUCCAGCAUCGUCUCAGAGGUUCCCCAGAUUGAUGCUGUUCUUGAUGAGGAGAGUGACCCUAAAGAUGGAUCUGUGGAAUCGAGUGAUUCGGGUGAAAUGGAUUCGGAUGAGGACUGGAAGCCAGCGCGGGGUGUUUUCCCCGUGAAAUUAUUUCCUGCGAAACAAAGCAACGAUUCUGUAGAGCAUAUUGACUACUGCGACUAUCUUUCACUCACCCCCAUACACAGCCAACUCUGCACCGACUGUGGAAGGUUCUUUGAUAGACGAAAACCUCACACCUGUGAGCACAAAGUCAAGCCUUAUUCCUGUUACAUUUGUGGGAAAAGAUGUGUCAAUGAGGUGGCUUUGAAUUUUCACAGCAGAAUUCAUAAUGAGGACUAUGAGUUUAAUUGCAAAUUCUGCAAUGUUACAUUUAAGUUGAAGGCAGACAAAUUUGCACAUGAGCAGAUCCAUAUAACCCAAGGGAAACCGUACAAAUGUCCAGACUGUUUGGAAACUUUUGCCACAAACAAGGAGCGCAGAAUCCACCUGGAAAAUCACAGAGGGACAAUAGAGUUGAAAUGUCGCUUCUGUGGGGUUGAGUUCUUCCGCGCUCUUUCCAUUCAGAGACAUUUAUUGAUCCAUACUGGCGCAAAACCGUACAAGUGUUCAGUUUGCCAGCGUGGCUUCAACCAGUCAAGCCAUUUGAAGUCUCACAUGCGCCUGCACACUGGGGAGAGGCCUUACAAGUGUCAGCGCUGUGACAAGUGCUUUAAUCACAACGUGAGCUUAAAGAACCACAUCCAACGUUAUCACCCUGUACAUUCUGGACCAGAAGCACAGACCGAUACAAAAAUCAACCAGAAAAGAGACGCUAACAGUUCUAAAUCUGACAUGUUCAGGAAACGUAUAAGCCAGGAUCUUGACAGUGAUGAAGAGGAACAGGACACAGAUUCUGAUGCACAGAUUACCGAUGAUGAGACUCGAAUGGAAGGGUUUUACAGACCUAAAAGUAGAAGAAGGGGCACAGGUAGACCAAUAGGGCGACCUAAAAACUUUGAAUCAAAUGUUGUAAAAACUGGAAAGCUAAAUGGGAAGAGCCAGAAAUAAAAAUCUAUAUGAAGAGAACAAGGUGCCUGGCUCCAAUCCUUCAAAGCUGAAAUAUUGACACUGAAAAUUUGCAACAUGUUCUUAGAACGUUUAUUUUUAUUUUAUAUAAAUGGACAAAACUGCCCUAGUAUUGCCUUUAAAUGUAAAUAAUUUUUUUAUUUCAAAGUACUUCUUUAUUGACUUAUGUAGUGAUUUAAAUGUUCAAACUGUA